CUGCGGAGAUGCAAACCACGAUGACAACGCGACGACUUGGCCUUCUCGGUCUGCUGGUGGUGCUGGGCUGCAUAGUCGCCCAGGGCAAACCACAUGGCUGGAGCAGCGGUGGCGGUGGCGGUGGCGGUGGCUGGUCCUCGGGCGGAUCUGGUGGCAGCAAGGUCAUUAUCAGCGCCUGGCCAUCCAGCGGUGGAGGCGGUUGGUCCUCCGGUGGCGGAUCUGGUGGCUGGAAGAGCGGCGGUGGCGGCUGGUCAUCAGGUGGAUCUGGAGGUGGCUGGAAGAGCGGCGGCUCAGGAGGCUGGCCAUCCGGUGGCAGCUCCGGUGGCUGGUCCUCGGGUGGAUCCUCCGGCUGGCCAAGUUCCGGCAGUUCCGGCUGGAAGUCAGGCGGCAGCUCGGGAUUAUCCAGUGCCCUGUCCAGUCUCUCCAGUUGGAAGUCCCAGGCUUUGGGUAGCCUAAGCAGCGGCUGGAAGAGCGGCGGCGGAGGCGGUGGCUGGUCAGCUGGUGGCUCCUCGGGCGGCGGCUGGAAGAGCGGCGGCGGCUCUGGCGGUUGGUCCUCCGGUGGCUCCUCCGCUUGGCCCAGCAAGAUCAGCAGCGGCUGGUCCUCCGGCGGUGGUGGAGGUGGUUGGUCCUCCGGAGGAGGCGGCGGCGGCGGCUGGAGCUGGUAAACAGAUCCUGGCAUCAAGACGACAUCCAUCCGAGGCAAAUCGGCGACGAGACGAUACCACUAUCCACUGCUCAACAUGUACAUAGUAAUUCCCUGUCCCAAACUUAAUCCAACUUUUUUUUUUGUUUUCUGUA
Molecule: messenger RNA, 798 nt
Organism: Drosophila teissieri
Lineage: Eukaryota; Metazoa; Arthropoda; Insecta; Diptera; Drosophilidae
Product: loricrin
Exons: 1
Coding region: 9-665 (218 amino acids)
Source: RefSeq, a predicted model, not a curated record